This is a messenger RNA of Culicoides brevitarsis, 1847 nucleotides long. RefSeq names its product putative serine protease K12H4.7. The transcript is spliced from 3 exons. The record is from RefSeq and is a predicted model, not a curated record. Gene Ontology annotation, molecular function: serine-type exopeptidase activity; dipeptidyl-peptidase activity. NCBI's taxonomy places the organism in Eukaryota, Metazoa, Arthropoda, Insecta, Diptera, Ceratopogonidae. Bases 88 to 1605 code for a protein of 505 amino acids. Gene Ontology annotation, biological process: proteolysis.
UUCGAGUGAAGUAAGUCUUCCUAUUUUUUUUUUCGUUUAUUCAUUUAAAGUUCUUUGUUCGGUUAAGGUGAAAUUUGAGCGUCAAAAAUGCGCUUGAUUUUUAAAUAUUUGUUAUUUUUGUGUGCGAUAUCGCAUUCCUUGGGAUUACGGCGAUUUUGGAGAGGCCGGUAUACGAAAGGUGGAGGCUUGGGAGACCCAAGCAAAAAUUCGCAGCAUUUAUUGGGAAGUGACGGAAGUGCCGAAGAAUUGUGGUUCACGCAACAAUUGGACCAUUUUGAUCCGACAAAUGACAGGACUUGGCAACAACGUUAUUACGUCAACGACAAAUUCUACCAGCCGGGAGGUCCCGUUUUUCUCAUGAUCGGUGGCGAAGGUGAAGCCACUGCCAAAUGGAUGCACCAAGGCGCUUGGAUCAAGUAUGCGCAAAAGUUCAACGCUCUCUGUUUCCAAGUCGAACACCGUUUUUACGGCAAAAGUCAUCCAACGGACGAUCUUUCGACAGAAAAUUUGGUCUACUUGAGUUCCGAACAAGCUCUUGCGGAUUUAGCGAGUUUCAUCACGGCAAAAAAUCAACAAUACCAACUUGUCAACCCCAAAUGGAUCGCGUUCGGGGGAUCAUAUCCCGGAUCUUUAGCUGCCUGGUUGCGUGAAAAAUACGGACAUUUGGUUCACGGAUCGAUCAGUUCGAGUGGACCGUUGUUGGCGAAAAUCGAUUUUGUGGAAUAUUUCGAAGUUGUGAGAAAUUCGUUGGCGACCUACAGUGACGGGUGUGUCAGUGCGGUGCAAAAAUCCAUUGAGCAAGUUGAAUUGUUGCUCAAACACAUGAUCGGCCAACGAAGUCUCAAUGAAAAAUUCAAAUUGUGCGAUCCGGUGGAGAAAUCUAUUACGAAUCCGCUUGAUAUUGCUAAUUUAUAUGAGAAUCUUGCGGGAAAUUUCGCGGGGGUCGUUCAAUAUAACAAAGAUAAUAGUCCUCAUUCGAAGGUUACAAUCGAUGAUCUUUGCGAAAUUAUGGUAAACCAAACAAUUGGCGCUCCCGUAAGUCGCUUGGCUGUCGUCAACUCGCUCAUGUUGAACGUCUCCGAGGAAAAAUGUCUCGACUUCAAGUACGACAAAAUGAUUGCCGAGAUGAAAAAUGUUUCUUGGGACGCCGAAUCUUCGGAAGGAGGUCGUCAAUGGACUUAUCAAACAUGCACCGAAUUCGGCUUCUACCAAACUUCCGAAAAUCCCGAAGCUUUAUUCGGAGAUCGUUUUCCCGUUGAAUUUUUCGUAAAACAAUGCACAGAUAUCUUUGGUGCCAAAUUCACGAAUGACUCGCUUUCGCGUGGCACAGACCGGACUAACAUGAUGUACGGCGCACUGAAUCCCAAAACGACGAAUGUUUUGUAUGUUCAUGGCACCAUCGAUCCGUGGCACGCCUUGGGACUGACCAAGACAAUGGAUAAUGAGAUGCCGGCGAUUUUGAUUGAUGGCACCGCACAUUGCGCCAACAUGUAUGAGCCGAGUGACAAGGAUUUGCCGCAACUCAAGCAAGCACGAGUGCAAAUUGAGAAGUAUAUUGGCAAUUUGCUCGAGACUGAAAGUAACUGGGAGGUGAACAAAGUUUAAGUUUUUUUUAAAAGUUGCGUAAAAAAUGAAAAAUUUACGUUUCAAUUUUUUUUAGAUUCAAAAAUAAAAAAAUAAUAAAAAAGGCCACUCUAAAUAAAAAUAAAAAAAAUAAGUUGCUUAGGAUUUCAGAAUUUAAAAUAAAAAAUUUGAAAUAUUUUCUCUACUAAAAUUAGUAUUUUAAUACAUGAUUUUUUUUAACAUAAAUUUUCCUCUUAAAACAUUAUUACCAAAAUAGGUAUAUU